GGCAAGGUAGUGUUGCCGGUGAGUUUGGAAGCUCCGGCGUGUUUUCCGGCGAUGGUACCGCCGUUCCUGGCGACUAGAGGCAUGGCGACGAGUCUCCUUUUCCUCCGUUUUCGUUUGGAGCUAGAGAGUACUUCUUGUGUCAAGGGCUUGUUGUUGCCAGAUGUAAGGGUGGUAUUUUCGAUAUGUUAUAAACUAAUGAUGAAAUCUUCCAUGGGGCAAGUGUACAGUAUACCCUUGAAGGAUACAGCUCAUAUGGGAAAUAGUUCAAUAUUCGUUUACAAAAGCAGAACUGAGAUUGAGGCUGCUGAUAAGCAAAGAAGGGAGUGCUCUAAUGUAGGCGUCAGAAUUGGUGCAAUAAUUUGAAGUUCUUUGAGGUUCAAGAUCCUUGAGAAUGCCAAACAGACACUCUCGAGGAGAAUGGAAGUCCCGCUGCGACUGCUUCGAAAGAAGUGGCUAGGAAUCAGAAAAGAAACCUGAUAUCAAGGUCACUGAGAUCUCCAUUUGAUCUGAAUUUGAAUUACAAAUACUGUUCUCUCACUGUUUGUGGUGUAUGCUUUCCUUUCCUUUAAGUACUUCAUAGUUCUUAUGUUAGUAAGUAAUGUUAGUAAGUAAUGUGUGAAUACUGAUUAGUUUAGUUGUAACAUGGAAAGGGCUAACUUAGUU
Molecule: messenger RNA, 663 nt
Organism: Arachis duranensis
Lineage: Eukaryota; Viridiplantae; Streptophyta; Magnoliopsida; Fabales; Fabaceae
Exons: 3
Coding region: 52-363 (103 amino acids)
Source: RefSeq, a predicted model, not a curated record